CAACCCCACCAUGAAAUUUACACCAUCAACGUUCCCAAGUGCAACCCUAACUGCAACGAAAACCCUCACCCGACCAAGUUCUCCUUCUCUCACUCGAUUUCUUCUUCCGCUGCCUCCUCUCCCUUUCUCUCACUCGAUUUCUCCCCCCCGCAUUCUCUCACUCGAUUUCUCUCCCUGCAUUCUCUCCCCACCUCUCCACCCAAUUCUCCCUGGUUAAACUCAAAUCGAAAUCCAGCGCAUGCGCUUUUUUCAAUUCAGUUCGACCCUAUUAAACAGUCGCCUAUACGCUACUACCUUUUAUUCCACCAUGGCAUCCAUCCAGUAUCCUAAAACCUAUGAGGUUUCGUUCCGCUUCCCAUUCCUUUUCCCUCGCUAGCUGACAAUGAGAAUUAGGGCGCUAUCGCCGCUCUGAAUACUUUGCAGUCUAAUUUCGCAAUAUUGGAGGAGAUUCGGAAAUCCAAUCAGGAUAUGAACAAGAAGGCAAUCGCUGAAAUGGCCGAGUCGGUUCGCCAGUUGGGAUACCAGGUUAUACCCCCUCUUAGGCUUCCGUUCGGUACCCGCUAACCCCCAUCCCGCCAGCCUUCCGAUUUUGAUAAGUUGAAUGUUAUCCAUGUCGCCGGCACUAAGGGUAAAGGGUCCACCUGCGCCUUCACGGCCUCCAUUCUAGCUCAAUAUAAACCCCUGGGAGGUGCAGCCUCCAAGCUCGGGUUAUACACCUCCCCACAUCUCCUUGCCGUUCGUGAACGCAUUCAGAUUGAUGGAGCCUCGAUUUCCGAAGCGCUUUUCGCAAAGUACUUCUUCGAAGUUUGGGAUAGACUUGAAGCUUCGGCCGUCAGAGAGGGACGCGAUCCAACCAUCAAACCCGUUUACUUCCGCUUCCUUACCCUGGUCGCUUUCCACACUUAUCUCUGUGAGGACGUUAAAACCGCUAUCUUCGAGGUCGGCAUCGGUGGCGAGCAUGACUCCACCAACAUUAUCCAGAAACCCACCGUGGUUGGUAUCACUAGCUUAGGAAUUGACCACACAAACGUACUGGGUAACACAAUCGAGGAGAUUGCCUGGCAUAAGGCUGGCAUUAUCAAGCCUUCUGCCCGUACUCUCACGGUCCCACAGCAGCCAUCUGCUUUGGCGGUGAUCCAGAAAAGGGCUAAUGAAAAGGGGUCCACGGUCGAAGUCGUGCACGUUCACCCUCAAAUCAGGUCUCGUGAGGUCAAGUUGGGUCUUCCAGCACAGUUCAUGAAUGGUAAUGCCUCUCUAGCAGUUGCGCUUGCAGCCGAGCAUUUGACCCUACUUGGAAUGAAUCCCGGGAUCAUUGAUGGGAAACUGCCUCCAAGAUUUGUCAAGGGACUCGCCGAGGUCGUCUGGCCCGGCAGAUGCCAACUUGUUAAGACGGGUGCAAUCGAAUGGUGUAUCGAUGGCGCUCACACCGUUGACAGUUUGGAAGUUUGCGGAAAGUGGUUUGGAGCCAGGGCCGCCGGGUAGGUGUCUCCCUCAUGCGGAUCUGAAGUUACCUGCUGAUCCUGACUAUACGCUUUUGCCGGAACAGCAUAAACAAACGCGUCCUCAUAUUCAACCAGCAGAAACGUGACUCUGAUGCUCUGAUCAACGCCUUGGCCGGUUCCCUCCAAGAAAUCCUAGGGGUCAACACGAGGAUAUUUGAUGAAGCCAUAUUCUGCACCAACAUGACCUUCAAGGAGAGAAGCCAUAAAGCUGGUUAGUCCGUCCAUGACUAUCACAAACACGAUGCUAACCAAAACUUAGAUCUCGUGAGUGUCGGAACGGAUCCUAAAGCUUUGGAAAAUCUCUCGGUUCAAAAAAAGCUUGCAGAAGCUUGGGUGGAUGCGGAGCCGGGUACCAGGGCUACACACGUAGUUCCAACCGUCGAGGAUGCUCUUAGGAUCGUUAGCACCUUGAGUCACAAAGCGCCUGUCCAGGUCUUGGUCACUGGGAGUUUGCACCUUGUUGGCGCAUUCUUGGAAGUUUUGGGCCAAAAAUACCCGCACCAGGUUAAGCAGCCUCAUACGCAGUGAUAGACCUUUUUCCAGCAUAUGGCGGUUAAUCAAAUCAUGUAUCCUCUCUAUGUUACUGUAUAAAAACACUGCCGACAGACUACGGAAUCAACCAAAAAAUAGAUAUUUUGUAGCCUGUCCAAUCUUUCCAAAAUUUUACCGU
Messenger RNA from Tuber aestivum (summer truffle), 2172 nucleotides. Lineage: Eukaryota; Fungi; Ascomycota; Pezizomycetes; Pezizales; Tuberaceae. The record is from the annotation of a GenBank genome assembly.